This is a messenger RNA of Zymoseptoria tritici IPO323, 2370 nucleotides long. RefSeq names its product alpha-1,2-mannosidase-like protein. NCBI's taxonomy places the organism in Eukaryota, Fungi, Ascomycota, Dothideomycetes, Mycosphaerellales, Mycosphaerellaceae. The record is from RefSeq and is a predicted model, not a curated record. Gene Ontology annotation, cellular component: nucleus; cytosol. Gene Ontology annotation, biological process: protein quality control for misfolded or incompletely synthesized proteins; carbohydrate metabolic process; protein deglycosylation. Gene Ontology annotation, molecular function: peptide-N4-(N-acetyl-beta-glucosaminyl)asparagine amidase activity; carbohydrate binding. The coding region runs from base 1 to 2370 and encodes 789 amino acids. The transcript is spliced from 6 exons.
AUGUCGCUCCUCACGUCUUGCUUAUUUACAGCGCUCUUGACCGGAUGUACCGCCGCUCAGGGCUCGUCUGCCAUCACCGACCCAUUGCAAUACGUAGAUCAACUCAUCGGGACGGCGAAUGGAGGCAAUGUCUUCGGAGGAGCGAGUCGGCCAUACGGGAUGGCGAAAGCAGUAGCGGACACCGACUCCGAAUCAUCGCAAGGCGGUUUCGAAUACAAAGCUGAUGCCAACAUCACUGGCUUUUCGAGUAUGCACGACUCGGGAACCGGUGGUUCUCUCUCACUCGGUCUCUUUCCUCUCUUCCCCUUUGCCUCCUGCCCAAACGAUGAGAUCAACAACUGCGCCUUCCCCAAAAAGUCUCGAAAGACGGCCUACGUGAACAGCUCCGUCACGGCCUCGCCCGGCUACUUUAGCAUACAACUUCAAAACGGCGUGCAAACCGAAAUGGCCGCCUCUGACCACGCGACUCUCUUCCGAUUCAACUUCCAGAACAACACUGGCGGCAGCCCACUCGUUCUCCUCGACCUGACCGAUCUUUCGGACUCCCGCUUGGACAAUGGCACGGUCUCCGUGGACGCAAACACAGGCCGCAUGACUGGCGGUGCUCGCUUCAAACCGUCCUUCGGUCAAGGCGACUACGAAACAUUCUUCUGCGCGGACUUCGAAGGCUCUGGGAUGCGUGACAACGGCAUCUUUGUUGACAGUCGAGCUAGCGCGGAUGUCAAAGAUUUGAAGAUCUCGAGGGGAAUCAACGGCUUUCCUCUGCCCGGUGGUGCCUUUGUUCGCUUCACCUCUGGAUCUUCCAUCACCGCGCGAGUUGGUCUGAGUUUCAUCAGCAGCGAGCAGGCGUGUCAAUUGGCGGAAUCCGAGCUACCAGACUUUGACCUGGAGUCUACGCGCAAGACAGCCGAGGACAUCUGGAGGGAGAAAUUGAGUGGCAUCACGGUCGAGACCGCUGGAGUUGACAAGUCGCUGCUGACGAACUUUUACUCGGGAAUCUACCGCACGAUGAUCAAUCCGCAGAACUAUACAGGUGUGGUUCCUGUGGUCGAUGCAAACACCAUCUAUUUCGACAGCUUCUAUUGUAUUUGGGACCUAUUCCGAUCCCAAUUUCCCUUCCUUAUCGUCAUCGAUACACCCGCCGUGGAGCAGAUGUUGCAAGGACUGCUCAACAUAUAUGAAAUUCAAGGCUGGCUGCCUGAUUGCCACAUGACGCUGAAUAAAGGCUACACGCAAGGAGGGUCCAAUGCCGACGUUGUGAUGGCGGACGCUUACCAGAAGAUCAAUUCGUCGAAGAUCGACUGGCAUAAGGUGUACGAGGCUGUUGUGAAGGACGCUGAAGAAGAGCCAUUUGAUUGGUGCUGUGAAGGUCGUGGAGGCCUAGACUCGUGGAAGUCGCUCAACUAUAUCCCAGUCCAGGACUUUGAUUACAAAGGCUUCGGGACGCACACUCGAUCUGUCUCCCGCCACCUCGAGUACUCCUACAAUGACUUCUGCAUUUCGAAGAUCGCCGAAGGCUUGGGCAAUAUCGGAGACAAGGAGAAGUACGAAGCAACCUCUCAAUACUGGUUCAACCUCUUCAAAGCCGACCAGACCUCCAACCUGCCCAUCAACUCCUCCACGUCUACCGGCUUCGUCGGCUUCUUCCAGCCCAAAUUCCUCAAUCAGACUUGGGGCUUCCAAGAUCCGCUCGCCUGUUCGAAUAUCGACGAGAACCCGGAUAAGAUCUGUUCUCUUCAGAACAACGCUGUGGAAACGUUUGAAAGCUCAAUCUGGGAGUAUGGCUUUUAUGUUCCGCACGACCAGGCACGCUUAAUCACCGCGCUUGGUGGACCGAGCACUUUCGUUCGCCGGCUGGACUAUAUGCAUGAUCAGAACAUCACGUAUAUUGGCAAUGAGCCGGCUUUCCUCACUGUGUUCCAGUACCACUACGCAGGCCGUCCCGCCCUCUCCGCCAAGCGCGCCCACUUCUACAUCCCCAAAUUCUUCGCCCCCACAAUCGAUGGCCUCCCCGGCAACGACGACUCCGGCACCAUGGGCGCCUUCCUCGCCUUCGCCAUGAUGGGUCUCUUCCCCAACCCGGGCCAAAACGUCUACCUCAUCACUCCGCCCUUCUUCGAGAGCGUGAACAUCACUAGUCCCGUCACCGGUAAGGUGGCGACGAUUAGGAACGUCAACUUCGAUGCGACGUACCAGAGUAUCUUCAUUCAGUCGGCGACGUUGGAUGGAGAGCCGUAUACGAAGAACUGGAUUGGGCAUGAUUUCUUCACCGAGGGGAGGGAGUUGGUAUUGACUUUGGGGAAUAAUGAGAGUGAUUGGGGAACGAAGGUGGAGGAUCUGCCGCCUAGUUUGAGUGAGUAUUCGUUCUAG